Molecule: messenger RNA, 999 nt
Organism: Morchella sextelata
Lineage: Eukaryota; Fungi; Ascomycota; Pezizomycetes; Pezizales; Morchellaceae
Exons: 4
Coding region: 1-999 (332 amino acids)
Molecular function (GO): oxidoreductase activity
Source: RefSeq, a predicted model, not a curated record
AUGCGCUACCUCACGCCCCUCCUCCUGCUCCUCAUCACCCUAACCUUCACCGACUCCCUCCCGCACACCAAGCGCCAAUCCUGCUCGUCACCCAUCCAACGCCGCGCCUGGCACACCCUCAGCACCCGCGAGCGCCUAAGCUACCUCGACGCCGAACGCUGCCUUAUGUCGCGGCCCGCACAGACUGGCGCCGAGGGCGCAGUGAGUAGAUACGACGACCUCCUCGGCGCCCACCAGCACCAGGCGGGGUGGAUCCACAACACGGCGUGGUUCCUGCCGUGGCACCGCCUAUACAUGCGCGCGCAUGAGCGCCUGCUAAGGGAGGAGUGUGGCUAUGAUGGGGCGCAACCGUAUUGGGACGAACCGCGCGACGCAGGGCGGUUCUCGGGCGCUGGGAUCUUUGACGCGCGGGAAGGCUUCGGCGGCGGCGGGGAGGGCGAGGAGCGGUGUAUCCGUGAUGGUUCUAUUCUAUUCCGCCCUUGGUUAGUUUUGCAAUUGCGGCGUGCUGACGGGAGAGAGAGGGAAGGCCCGUUUGCGGACUACCGGCUGCACCAGGGCCCUGGCUACGCAUACGAGGAGCACUGCAUCAGCCGCGCGAUCGAUGACAAUGUCAGCAGCUACAUCGGGCAGGACGCGAUCGACGAGUGUCUGUCGCAGCCAGACUUCCAGCGCGCGUGGCCGUGCAUCGAGACGAAUCCGCAUACGGCGGGGCACCGCGGUGUGGGUGGCGUGAUGGAUAAUGCGGUGUCGAGCCCGGGGGAUCCGUUGUUUUAUUUGCACCACACGUUCCUAGACCGGGUGUGGUGGCAGUGGCAGGAGAGGGAUUUGCAACGCAGGUUAGGGGAGGUGACGGGCGGGGUGCCGAGCUUUGCGGAGGACGGGCACUGGGUGGGCAUCAGUCUGGACGAUGUGAUGGAUGUGCAUGGCGUCAUACCGAGUGAAAGGGUGAGGGAGCUGAUGGAUAUCAGGGGACAGGCGUUGUGCUAUGAGUAUAUGUAG